This is a messenger RNA of Closterium sp. NIES-65, 1832 nucleotides long. The record is from the annotation of a GenBank genome assembly. NCBI's taxonomy places the organism in Eukaryota, Viridiplantae, Streptophyta, Zygnematophyceae, Desmidiales, Closteriaceae.
AUGGAGUUAGUUACAGUAGAUAAAACGGCCGAGAUCGUUAACGAGUACCGCAAGUACAAUGCGUCGUCGGCGCAUGAUGACGUUGAGUCAGGACGGGACUCUUCAUCUGGUGACGAGUCAAAUAGCGACGGCGAUGUUGGGGCAUACGCUAACAAGGGCGUGUCCUCCCCUCCAAAACCAAGGGAGAGGCGCGUGAGGCGCUUAGAUGACAUCGGUCCCAAAGCCGGCCAGAAAGAGGACAAGCGUGACAACCGAAAGGGGCGUAAGCGCCGUCAACAAAAGAGAGGCACUACUUCACAUGCUGCGUCUGAAGGCGACGAGGAGGUCGAGGACGGCGGACCCGUCAAAGAAGGGCGUGGUGGUGGAAAGCGCAACAACGUGAAGGCGGCGGCGGCAAAGGGCAGUCCCUCGGGGAGGCUCUCGCAGGAGGUGGCUGGUGGCGACGAGCAGGAACAUGGCGAGCUUGAAGGGCGUGGUGGUGGAAAGCGCAACAACGAGAAGACAGCGACGGCGGCCAAGGGCAGUCCCUCGGGGAGGCUCUCGCUGGAUGUGGCUGGUGGCGACGAGCAGGCGCUGCCCAGGCCCGUUAUAGAAGGGCUAGCAGAGCAGCGAGGUGGUGGCGGUAUCGAUCAGGAUGAGGACAAGCCUGCAGUAGUGACUGCUGGGAAAAAACAUGGACGUGAAGCUGUGAUUCCGUACAAACGACGCAAUGCUGUGGACUCGGCCGGUCGCGACCGAAAUGCGAGACAAGCUCGACAGGGGACGAAACAGUAUGUUUCGAGCUCGUCGGGUUCGGAGGAGGGAUCCAGUGACAGUGAGUCAGGCAGCUCAUCCGGGAGUGAGGAAGUAUACGAGGACGAGGAGGAGGAGGAAGAGGAAGAGGAGGAUGAGGAGUUGGAGCCGGAGAGCGAGGAUGAGGAGGAGGCUCGGCCUUUGAAGAGGAGGGGUGUGCGGAAGACCAAGAAGGGCAAUGGAAAGCGAAAACCGGAGACAGGACGGGUGAAGAGCUAUAAGCAGAGUGUGCGUCGUGCCAAACCACAUGGCAAGCGCCGGAGACCUCGAUUCGAAGCUAAAAUUGUGGGUGUGCGAAGCAAGGAGAAGCGGGAGUUGGAUUUUUACGAGUCCAUGGGGCUACGAUGUCCAUCAAGCCCUCAUGAUCGGAAAGCCACCGACACGUAUGCUGCGUUACGUGAGCAGAUGGAUUCGUCUGGGAAGGGAGAUCCGAUCGCUUGGGGGUCAGCGCGGUUUGGCAGGGAAGCGACGGACCCGCAUGCAAAGCUUUCGGGGGGUCACGCGGUUCAGGUGAAAAUCGAGGGAGCAACGAAGCGGCACGAACCCUCGGCCGCCGCAGCAGCCAAUGACGGUGUGGGAGGAGGUGUGUGGGCGAAUUCCUUGGGUGAAUGUGGCGGCGGUGUGGAAGGCUCCAUGUGGGAUGCACGGAAUAGCAGGGGAGAAGGAAGAGACUUGAAAAUGGAUCCGGCGACUAAGGAGGGGAGGGGCGAGAGCAUGGGCACACCUGGCGCAUCCAAUCGGCCCAAUGUGGCUGGCGGCAAGACGGUGGAGCAGCUCAUUUGGGAGCUUGCCCAGCGGGAACGCGAAAUUGCGGCACUCAAGGCAAGGCCAGGAGCCAAAGGACCUGUCAAACCCUGCACCCCUCCGUCUAGGCCUCCUCGUAUUGUGUCUCUGUCGAGCGGCCCAUCUGCAGUGGGCCUCGAUCCAGGCGUGGCGCCAGAAAGCCCAUCGACGGUAGACGUACCGGUCCGUCGAACGCGUGGGAUGCCCAAGCCCAAGCUGCUGAAGGUGGAGCCCCUGUUCAUGGCGCUGCUUGUCUG